Cuculus canorus (common cuckoo) is the source of this 1189-nucleotide messenger RNA. RefSeq names its product dehydrogenase/reductase 7 (gene DHRS7). The record is from RefSeq and is a predicted model, not a curated record. Bases 32 to 1033 code for a protein of 333 amino acids. Gene Ontology annotation, molecular function: oxidoreductase activity. NCBI's taxonomy places the organism in Eukaryota, Metazoa, Chordata, Aves, Cuculiformes, Cuculidae. The transcript is spliced from 7 exons.
GCGGCGGUAGGCGGGCGGGCGCGGGGCGGCCAUGGCGUGGGGCUGCGCGCUCUGCCUGGCGCUGGCGGCCGCGGUGCUGCUGGCGCUGCUGCGGCGCUGGCUGCGGGCCGACGGGGACCUCGCCGUGCUCUGGGCCGAGCGCAGCGGGAGGAAGCCAGAAAAUGAACUGCGUGGCAAGGUUGUCUGGGUGACAGGAGCUUCCAGUGGAAUUGGAGAAGAAUUAGCCUACCAGCUGUCAAAGAUAGGAGCCUUGCUUGCCAUCUCAGCAAGAAGAGAGGAUGAGCUGGAAAGAGUGAAGAAGAAAUGCCUUCAGAUCAGCAACUUGAGUGAAAAAGAUAUCCUUGUUCUGCGUCUUGACCUGACUGAUAGAAGCUCCCAUGAAGCUGCAACCAACAGUGUCCUUAAGCAUUUUGGCAAGAUUGAUGUUUUGGUCAACAAUGGUGGACGUUCCCAACGUUCUCUGUUUGUGGAUACAAACCUGGAUGUCUACAGUGCCAUAAUGGAACUUAACUACCUAGGUACCAUCUCUUUAACAAAACAUGUCCUGAAUCACAUGAUCCAAAGGAAAAAGGGAAAGAUUGUGACCGUGAGCAGUGUGAUGGGUAUCAUGGGAGCUCCUCUGGCCUCUGGGUACUGCGCCAGCAAGCACGCUCUGCAGGGUUUUUUUAAUUCUCUUCGGACUGAGCUGACUGACUACCCUGAGAUCAGUAUUAUCAACAUAUGCCCAGGGCCGGUACAGUCCAAGAUUAUACAAAAUGUCUUUACGGAGAAUCUCGGAAAGGCCAUAGAGAGCAGUGGUGAUCAGUCCCACAAGAUGCCAACUGACCGUUGUGUCCGGCUCACGCUGGUGAGUGUAGCCAACAAUCUGAAGGAGGCUUGGAUCAGCGAUAACCCCUACCUGGCCGUGUGCUACCUCUGGCAGUACGCACCCACCUGGGCGUGGUGGCUGAUGAACAAAAUGGGCAAGAAGAGGAUACAGAACUUUAAAAGUGGAGUGGAUGCUGAUGUCUCUUACUCAAGAAAGAAGAAUUAAGGAUAAAUAUGCACGAAAUCCUGCUUGCGCUAAGGCUGAAUAACACUUUUUUGUAUUGCAUGACUGCAAUAAAGGCUUUUUUAUCUGUUUUACCCGUGUCAUCGUGUAACUUGAAAAACAAGCUGUAUAAAGAAUAAAAAUCUCUUUCUAAACAUA